CUGACUUUCGACAUCGGCUGGAGCAUUGCCUUGCAGGAAUAUGUUGACAGCCACAAGCAGAGCCACACUGCACGAACGGCGUCUCCGUGCGCCUCGUAGCUACUGGAGCUGUGAAUUCGCUACUUUUGUCGAACAUCAGCUCGAGCUGAGAAGUGACCCUAACCAAGACUGCUGCAGCUUGGAGCUUCGGGUGCCGGUCAGACCGACCUGAGGCGUACUAUGGCGUCGGACAGCGCGAUGAUCAUGCCAUGUCGUCCCAGCCUGAUCGCUUGCGCGAGAUGGGCGAACGGAUAUAUAAGGCCGCGAUCUCGCCCAUGCAUUGUUCGAGCGCCACACAUCGACCGCAAUCCUUCACAUCAGUUGAAACUCAGCAAUACCAUACCAUCGUCCAAACAUGGCCCCAAAACACUCCAAGGACCACCAAGAUGACUGCAAAGUCUGCGAAGACAUUCACGCAUCGGGCACGCUGAGGAAACGCCUUAUUGUCUGCUGCGACGGCACUGGCAAUUCUUCCAACCAAGGAACAGAGACAAAUCCCACCAACGUUGCAAGACUCAGUCGUGCCAUUGCCAAUGUCGGCUUCACGCAUCAUGGCAAGCCGAUACCGCAGAUCGUCUACUACCAGGCUGGCGUUGGGACGGGCAGUCUCACCAAGUUCAAUGCAGCCCAACAAGCCUACAACUUCCUCGUGAACAACUACGGACCUGAAGAUGAGAUCUCGCUCUUUGGUUUCAGCCGUGGGGCUUACACUGCACGAACUCUUGGCAGCUUCAUCUGCGACUUUGGUCUCAUGACACCCGGCAUGAUGGACUACUUCGACGAGAUCUUUGAGGAGUACAAGAAACGCAAGACCCGGGAUUUCGAGAAAGAAGGCUGGUUCAAGAACCGAGUCAGAAAGGGUGAGCUCGGUUUGAAUUGGAACGAUUACCACGACAAGGAUGGCAACAACAUCAAGGAACUUCCCACACGCAUGCAGUGGAUCAAGACCUGGACCCAUCAACACAUCACCCUCAAAACCGUUGGAGUUUUUGACACCGUCGGAAGUGUGGAGAUCGAGCACGCAUUUCACGCAAUGGCGCUGGACGAAACUCGCGGCAACUUCCCGCUCACAAAGUGGCACAUCACUCCCGAGUGCUCCAAGGUAGACUUGCGGCAAUGUUGGUUCCCCGGCUAUCAUAGUGAUAUCGGUGGCCAUGCCGACGCCAAGUCUGACACCAACAGUGUCGACGAGAUCACCUUUGCUUGGAUGGUGGACCAGAUCUCAAGCGAAAGUUUGCUGCAAUUCACCCCUGCUACUCUGCGAUAUCCAAUUCUGAAUCGGAUCAACAACACCAGCAUGAUCGAGAAUGGCCCGAACUGCACAAUCCCUACAUCUCCCGAGGACGCCAAUCAACGCCUUAUUCGCUGGUCCGACGGUAUCAUGGGGGAGACCAAUACUCCCAUGUAUUAUGUCAGUUCAUUCAUCGCCACUUUUCGUUUCUGGUACACUCGAGAGCCAGGAGUCUGGAAGGAUGCCAAUUCCCAACUGAUUAAUCCCGAGCACCUCCGCGAGACGAUCCAUCCGACAGUCUGGCAUCGUAUGAGUACCACGGAGUGCAAAUAUCGUCCCGCCGCGCUGCCGGCUAAGGAAUGGUCUCGCGAGGAGGCUUCUCCCGAGGAAAAGGCGGACGAUUACCUGUACGUUUGGGUCAAGAAGGAUCCUGCCACGGGAGAAGAGGUACUGCGACUGCCGGAGUACAGGAUGAAGAAUAUCAAGAAGCGAGACUUUUGCCAUCAUGAUGAACAUGGCGAGGAGAAGCACUAUGCUUUGUGGAAUGAGAGCUUGGAGCUCAAGCUUGCGCCGACGGAGGUCGCGAGGGAACAUGCGAAAUUGUGAAGCGGUCCUCGUUUUGAACGCAAUUGCCCUUGGGAGAUUUCCUUUCUUGACUCACGAUUGCUGUAGCAGAAGAUCUCUGUCCCCUUC
Messenger RNA from Zymoseptoria tritici IPO323, 1963 nucleotides. RefSeq lists its product as uncharacterized. Bases 395 to 1876 code for a protein of 493 amino acids. The record is from RefSeq and is a predicted model, not a curated record. Lineage: Eukaryota; Fungi; Ascomycota; Dothideomycetes; Mycosphaerellales; Mycosphaerellaceae. The transcript has 3 exons.